Molecule: messenger RNA, 828 nt
Organism: Hermetia illucens (black soldier fly)
Lineage: Eukaryota; Metazoa; Arthropoda; Insecta; Diptera; Stratiomyidae
Exons: 1
Coding region: 1-828 (275 amino acids)
Biological process (GO): DNA integration
Molecular function (GO): nucleic acid binding
Source: RefSeq, a predicted model, not a curated record
AUGGCUAAUCUGGUCAUAAAACAUUACCAUCAUCUAAUGCUGCAUGGUCCCGCUCAGCUAGUACACUCGACGAUUCGUACAAACCACUGGAUUAUUGGCGGGCUCACGGCCGUGAAACAAUUCGGGAAGAAAUGUUUUAGAAUGAACGCCAAACCGAGUCAACAACUGAUGGGAAUACUGCCUCAGAAACGAGUACGGCCAGGAAAACCUUUUGCUCGGACAGGAAUUGAUUACGCCGGCCGAAUCACAAUUAAAUGGAGUAACGGUAGAGGGACCAAGACCGCCAAGGCAUACAUAGUUGUGUUCGUAUGUCUAUCUAAAAAGGGUGUACAUCUUGAGCUCGCUAGCGAUAUAACAGCGAAAACGUGUAUUGCAGCAAUAAGACGGUUCAUUGCAAGGAGAGGUAUGUGUCCCACCUUGAUAAGUGACAACAGCACCAAUUUUGUAGGAGCUGACAAACUGUUGCGUGAGACGGCACGAAAGAUGAUUGCGGAAGCACAAGGAAAACUAGCUGUAAACAACAUCAACUGGAAGUUUAUUCCACCGGGAAGUCCUCACUUUGGAGGGAUUUGGGAGGCAGCAGCCAAAAGUAUGAAGCGCCAUUUGAUCAAAACCAUCGGUGCGCACUUGCUAAACGUGGAAGAAAUGUCCACGCUGUUAGCACAGAUCGAAGCAUGUAUGAACUCGAGGCCCUUAACACCAUUGAGCACUGAUCCACAUGACCUUACCGCUUUGACUCCUGGACAUUUCUUGACGGGGGAACAUCUGUUUGAACUGCCGGACGGAAAUACAGAAGACAAAGACAAAACCUACAACUCGAAGGCGUAG